Stylophora pistillata is the source of this 3071-nucleotide messenger RNA. RefSeq lists its product as uncharacterized. The record is from RefSeq and is a predicted model, not a curated record. NCBI's taxonomy places the organism in Eukaryota, Metazoa, Cnidaria, Anthozoa, Scleractinia, Pocilloporidae. Gene Ontology annotation, molecular function: protein binding.
CACCUGUGGGAAGUUAGAGCGUUGACAAAGUUGGAAAUUGAAAGGUCUCUACAAAGGUUUGCUUUCUUAAAAUCGCGUCACUCGUCUGAAGCAAGAGAACAAAUGAAAACCGAUCAAAAAUUAAUUAUACUGACGCUUUGGAUAUGCAAGGAAUGGAUAUUAGGAGGCCUUGAACAACAGAUUUCCUGUCUUCGGUCCAAUACUAAACACAUGAUGACGAUGCUCAUUUUAGAAUCUUCCUUUCUGCUAAACGAGCGAGGUCAAAAAACUUCCGAGCAGCCUUCUUGGAUACUUUCAAUCUCCUAGAUCGAUAGAGCAAUUUUACCAUCAAAGGACAUCACGAGAAAUGGACUUUUACGUAGAUUACAGCUGUGAAAACAACACCGAAACCGGGAGAUUCAAACUCACUGUGCCUGAUCUCAGUACUACAAGUAUCAGAGACGUAAAGAUUGCUAUACAAGAGGCAAUUCAAGCCCCAGUGUGCGAUCAAAAACUGUUUUACCAGGGACAGUUGCUAAGUGAUGAUCAAAUGACCCUCGGUAGGUUGUAUUUCAAGGAGGGAGAGAGUUUAAAAUUGCAGUUUCUCGCUGUAGUAGACAUAACUGGAAUGCGGAAAUUAUUGUCUGCGAUCAAGACCAGCGCUAAAGGAAUUGUGGAAAAACUACACAGGCAGCUUCCAGACAUUCUAAUGACGAAGGAUCCCAAUGGUUCCGCAGUGAGUUUCAGCUUUUCCCAGGCUUUUGGAGAUGUGAAACUAGGCGACACGUAUCGAGCACUGCCAGAACUUAGCAGUCAGUACUUCGCUCCUUGGAAAUGUUUGAAAUCGAGGGCUAAUAGACAUUUCUUCGUUCAAGAAGGAGGAUUUGACGCGUUCUUGGAAGUGUUCAAAUAUUCGUUGAACCUUUUCCUGUUUGCAGAUUCUCAGGAAACUAGAAUACCAUCUUUAUUUGAUAUAUUGGCCUCUAGUGAUGAUCAAAGUCCAAUGGACAUUGUGAUGUUGCAGACCAUGAAUCAUUUAAAACGCCAUUUUGAUCAAGGACAGCUUCUUCUGGAGUACAGAUGUCUUAGCUGUUUGUGGACCUUUACAGAGACAUAUGAAGAUAAGAAGUUUGCUUUGUCCAAGGGUGUCUUUCCCUUAUCAGUUGAAGCUCUCCUCAUUCACCCAGAUGCAUUCAAAGAGGCUGGCUUCACUGACUUAGCCAGAUUGAUUGUUUUAUUAAAUCAGUCUGCAGUUGGCUGCUGUGCUGGAUUUGUAGAGUAUGAUUCAAAACUCCAAGAACAAGCUGCCAAAUCACCAGCAAUGAUCAGCAAAUUACUCUUCAUGAUUGACAGAAGCCAGUCUGAGCCUGCAGAAUAUUCACUGUUUUCAAGUCAGGUUGCCUCCAACACACUGUUUUACUGCACAUUCAAUGUAAAAUCUGCCCAAUAUUUAGUAAAUCUUGGAGUAGUGGAAAAAAUGCUAAAUAUUACAAAGAGGCUUUUGGAUGAUGAGGAAGGCAAUUUCCCUUUAAGGUACUACUGUUGUCUGUUCUUGGCAAGAAUGCGCUCAGCUCCUCUGGUCAUCUUGCCCACAAGUAUUUGUUCAACCAUAGAUGAACUUAUUGACACCUUUCUGGACAGGCAUGUUCCCUGUGAGGUCACAAAAUAUGAAGGAGAAUUGUCUUUUGUUUGGAUGACAAUAGUGCCAUUAGUUCAUUUGGCUUUUGCUGGAGGGAAGGAAUAUACACAAGGUGGUAAGGUAAAUCACAGUUACCAUGGUGAUGGCCAUCAAGGUAAUAGCUCAAAUUUGGAUUCAACUCAAAGUAAAGAAAAUCGUUUUUACGAGGGGCAGUCAUCAAGCUCCGCCAUUAAUGACUUGGGUGUAGCUCUGAGUGCUGUGGAGAUUAACGCCGAUUACAAAAAUCACCUUGAACCUAACAAAGAUGAAAGAGAUUCAAAAUGUGAAUUGCGUCAAGGCAAAAAAGCUUGUGCACAGUUAGAGGCUGAGGUGACUGAAGAAGCCAAAGUCACAAUUAUUGGGACAACUGUAUAUUUUCAGAAAAUCAACCAAGUUAACAUCAGCAGUCAAAAGGUCGAAUGUCAUUGUGCCACGGCCAAAACCCAAUCCUUAUCGACUGAAAAAAAAGAUUGUGUGAUGGAGAGAGAAAAAGACCAAUUCAUCUGGCCAGGAUCCAAAUCAACACAGAAACUAGGCAUUUUUUCAUUGGUGCACAUGUUUUCAAUUAAAGAGAACCGAGAGCUGGCGUUAUCCGAGAAUCUCCCGGUGUACUUGGUUUGUCUGUCGUGGCAUCUACCAUGUGAACUGAAGGAAAAAUUGAAGCUCAGCAUGGAUAAUUUGUACUUCGCCUCCUCACCCCCUUCUUUGAAAGUUGCAGCCAAAUCUGUACUUGCUCUGAUGAGAGGCUUCGACAUGUUCUACCGACUUUGAACUGCACCCAACAUAUUAAAUGCACUUUAAAAGUAGGAAAGUUUAAGGUGCAUUACAUUUCAUUCUACCGUUCGCAUGUCUGAAGGCGGGAAGUUUUUUACUCACUUAUGUGACUUACCUAGACUUGGCUAAACUAAGUAUGGCUCCUAUUAUUCUAUUUAUUAGAAUCCGCUGCAAGUCGUAAAAGAGAAAUUAGAACAAAAAAAAUAUAUUAAAAAAAUAAAUAAAUAAAAUGUUGGUCGGUGACAGCCAAAUGAUAGGGAAACGCCGCGUUUCACUUGUCCGCUCAUUUUUCUGAAGUCACAUGGCAGUGUGACUCAUUCCGUGACUAGUUACCAGCCCUUUUGUGCCGGUCAAAGGUAACGGUAUGUCACUGGACUACUAUUAGUAUCGCUUUCAAAUUAUCGGAAUUGUUUUUUUUUUUUUUUUUUGCGGACCCACACCCUUUUCUUUAUCAAGCGCCCAGAGAACCGAUGGAAGUAAGGCAAAGAAGACUUGAAAUGAAUAAUAAAGUACCUUUAAUUUGACCGAGUCAGACAACCAACAAGCUCCUUAAUUUGGUGAAAUUAUAGGUAUUUACUUCUUGAACCAAUUUAUUCUUGUAACGAAGAUUCAUUUUUGAAUUUAAAAAAUCUUAAUUUUU